AUGUUCCUCAUUAGCUGGAUGACAUCGAGAUCCCAUCAGAAUCUUGAAUAUCUCAAAAUUCAAGUCACUGAAUUAGACACACUUGAUACGAUUUUCAACCUGCCCCAUGAAGUGAUGGGUGCCGAUGUGAUCAGACAUGGCAAAACUGUCAAAUAUGGAAUAAUUGAGCUACGAGGAGGAACCGACAUCAAGAGAAACGAUGGAGCAAUCGGCACAGUUUUUAUUGAAAUGGUCGAUGACCAGAUGAUGUUGAAAAUGUGUGUUUCUUAUUUACUUUGA
Caenorhabditis remanei is the source of this 279-nucleotide messenger RNA. RefSeq lists its product as uncharacterized. Bases 1 to 279 code for a protein of 92 amino acids. The record is from RefSeq and is a predicted model, not a curated record. Lineage: Eukaryota; Metazoa; Nematoda; Chromadorea; Rhabditida; Rhabditidae. The transcript has 2 exons.